Molecule: messenger RNA, 2034 nt
Organism: Pseudovirgaria hyperparasitica
Lineage: Eukaryota; Fungi; Ascomycota; Dothideomycetes; Acrospermales; Acrospermaceae
Exons: 3
Source: RefSeq, a predicted model, not a curated record
GAUCCAAACAGAGAUUGUAUAAGCCACAAUACGUUCUACCAGAACUCCACUCAUUGUCUGAGUCUCACCAUUUAUAUCUUAUCCGUCUACUCUACAGUCCUUUCGGGGUUAUUCCUAGUGAUAGCUGUGUGUGGCCCAACAUAUCCCUGGAUCAACAGCAAAUCAAAGUUGAAUCCCAAUGGAGCGAUAAUCCUGGUAUCUGUACUUGCAAAAACUAUCGAGUUAUCGUUUGCUACAGCCUUCGUUGCGUUUCUUGGACAGGCAUUGUCUCGAAGAGCGUUCAAUAAGAAGAAUGGCUGGGGAAUUACGAUAGCGGAGAUGAAUAUGCGGACGUGGAUCAUGCAGCCUGGAGUCCUUUUUACACAUUGGGAGACCGUUUGGUACGCUGGCUGUAGUGUCCUUGGUGUUCUUAGUCUGGUGGCUGCCGUAAUGGCUACUUUGUACACAUCCGCUGCCACUGCUCUGGUACAACCACAACUGAAGUUCAAUAAAUGGGGGCCCCAGGCUUUACAAAAUCCCAUCCUAACAGGUUUUGGGAAUGCGGUCCACGUCGCUAGUCAAUGCAGAACGCCGCAGCUAAACGACCUUGGAGACCCAUCGAAUCCAGCCGACAAUAAUACUUAUUCCAACUCAACUGGUCUCAAACAAGCCCAUCUUAGCUGUCUACAAAUCGAAUACGCCGCCCAGUCUUACCAGAAUUACAUUCAGUAUUUUGGCCUAUGGACUGCACCAGAUUUGAAUGCUACGCAAGACAUGAAGACGCGGCCACGUGGGAUCGCGUUGUGGGAAAACCAAACCGAAGUCACUGGCUCUUGGAUCGAUGUCAAGACAGUUGAGGAAUCCUCCAAAGAAUUCAACCUUGACCGAGUCAUACACCAAGUCCAUUUGGCUAUGCCUCAUGUAGGCGUCAUGUCAGCUGCUGUGAAUGCUAGCAACGGUAUCUUGCAGCCGUCAGAUCUAGACGGGCAGGGGGUCUACUCCCUACGUGCUUCUGUUGUGUCGCCUGUCGUACAUGUCACCUGUGUGAACCUGUAUCGUGAAGACCUGGAACCCAUCAUUUAUGAGUCCUGGGAAACGGGAGAUCCGGAGCAACAAUCCUUAAUCAUCGACAAUUGGAAUGCUGGUAGUUUUGAGACUAUCAGUGGGGGUCUCCAAGCACCAAGCAAUGAGACUAUGAUGGAUGAUCUAUUUGGUUGGAGCGGGAAUGUACAUUCACGCCCCAUAUUUCCGAGGUUUCCCGUCGAGUACAACACCAUCCUGAAUCAUUCCGGAUUGCACGGCAGGGAGCAGAUAUACAUGCUUGGUAGACCCCCUCGAGUCUUGUUUGACAGAGAAACUUAUCUCUUUUGCUCAAUAAAAACGUCUUUGACAGCGAAAUGCGCCACGCGGUAUGUAGCUGAUGGAGUGAAUCGUGGAUCACUUCGAGCGAGUUGUGAGGAAGAAGACCAGGAGAUGCAGUUCGAUAAAAAGCAUCCAGAAGAUGCAGCAAUCCAAGGUGGCACCAAUGCGAGCAAAGACUGGAUAUGGAUGGGCUCGGAAUGGGGCAACGGCGUCAAUCUCAACGACGGGCUGCAUGCUGGUAACGGGAGCAACAUGAGAGUACUGACCCAUUUGGCCCUCAAAGAUUUCCAACUAAACACCAGCAUGCCAAGCCCCAGUGAGGCUUUAGCCGUCAUGGCUAGCUCUACGCUGCUUAUGGGAGUCCGAGAUUCGCCAUUCGACCUCGCGAGUUAUAAUCCAGAAAACUUCAAGAAUGGUACCUACAAGCCAUUUGACACUCUCAUCCAGUCCCAGCUUUACACAUCCGGCGUCCAUUCCGAGAACGCCAAAGCUUUCUACGUGGUCCUGCUCACCGUCUUCACAAUGAACCUGCUUGUAUGCCUGUACUUCAUAUUAGAGAGGGGUUUCAUCACCGACUACACCGAGCCGCCAAACAUGUUCGCGAUAGCAAUGAAUUCGCCGCCGAGCGCAGAAUUGAAUGGGGCAUGUGGUCGGGGUCCUAUCCGGAAGCAAUACAACUCGAACUGGUUCGUC